Molecule: messenger RNA, 290 nt
Organism: Neurospora tetrasperma FGSC 2508
Lineage: Eukaryota; Fungi; Ascomycota; Sordariomycetes; Sordariales; Sordariaceae
Exons: 1
Coding region: 91-252 (53 amino acids)
Source: RefSeq, a predicted model, not a curated record
AAGAAAAGGAAGGUGACUCAAAUCCAUCAUCGCUCAUGGUAAAGAAUAUGGCGCUAUCUUUCUUGAUGUCCAGAGAGGGAGCACGACUCAAUGAGAACGCAUAAAACGAAAGAGCCCAAGAGAGACAAAGACCGAAAGGGCAAGGAAGAAGACGGAAAGAAGAAGCGCGAAAAUGAAAGGAAAGAGAGACCAGAAACCAGCCAAAUGUCUAUGUAUAGCGAAUUCGUCAAAAGCGAAAGAAGCUGGAAGUAGCAAGCAGUGUAUGACAAUGAAAAGAACUGAAAUUGAUC